Molecule: messenger RNA, 3183 nt
Organism: Eubalaena glacialis (North Atlantic right whale)
Lineage: Eukaryota; Metazoa; Chordata; Mammalia; Artiodactyla; Balaenidae
Gene: ROR1
Product: receptor tyrosine kinase like orphan receptor 1
Exons: 9
Coding region: 1-2814 (937 amino acids)
Biological process (GO): cell surface receptor protein tyrosine kinase signaling pathway; positive regulation of kinase activity; multicellular organism development
Cellular component (GO): signaling receptor complex
Molecular function (GO): protein binding; protein kinase activity; ATP binding
Source: RefSeq, a predicted model, not a curated record
AUGCGCCGGCCGCGCCGCCGCGGGGCGCGCCCGCCGCUCCUGGCGCUUCUGGCCGCGCUGCUGCUGGCGGCGCGUGGGGCCGCUGCCCAAGAAACAGAGUUGUCAGUCACUGCUGACUUAGUGCCUACCUCAUCAUGGAACAUUUCAAGUGAGCUCGACAGAGAGUCUUACCUGACCCUCGAUGAACCGAUGAAUAACAUCACCACGUCCCUGGGGCAGACGGCAGAACUGCACUGCAAAGUCUCUGGGAAUCCGCCUCCCACUAUCCGCUGGUUCAAAAAUGAUGCACCUGUGGUCCAGGAGCCCCGGAGGAUCUCCUUUCGGGCAACCAACUAUGGCUCUCGGCUACGGAUUAGAAACCUUGACACCACAGACACGGGCUACUUCCAGUGCGUGGCGACGAACGGCAAGAAGGUGGUUUCUACCACUGGAGUCUUGUUUGUCAAGUUCGGCCCCCCUCCCACUGCAAGUCCAGGGUCCUCAGAUGAGUACGAAGAAGAUGGAUUCUGUCAGCCGUACAGAGGGAUUGCAUGUGCAAGAUUUAUUGGCAACCGCACUGUCUAUAUGGAGUCUCUGCAUAUGCAAGGGGAAAUAGAAAAUCAGAUCACAGCUGCCUUCACCAUGAUCGGCACCUCCAGUCACUUGUCUGAUAAGUGUUCUCAGUUCGCCAUUCCUUCCCUGUGCCACUACGCCUUCCCAUACUGUGAUGAAACCUCAUCUGUCCCAAAGCCCCGGGACUUGUGUCGCGAUGAAUGUGAAAUCCUGGAAAAUGUCCUGUGUCAAACAGAAUACAUUUUUGCGAGAUCAAAUCCCAUGAUUCUGAUGAGGCUGAAACUGCCAAACUGUGAAGAUCUCCCCCAGCCAGAGAGCCCCGAAGCUGCAAAUUGUAUCCGGAUUGGAAUUCCCAUGGCAGAUCCUAUAAAUAAAAAUCACAAGUGCUAUAACAGCACAGGUGUGGACUACCGGGGAACUGUCAGUGUGACCAAAUCAGGGCGCCAGUGCCAGCCGUGGAAUUCCCAGUACCCACACACACACACCUUCACCGCCCUCCGCUUCCCAGAGCUGAACGGAGGGCACUCCUACUGCCGCAACCCAGGGAAUCAGAAGGAAGCUCCCUGGUGCUUCACCUUGGAUGAAAACUAUAAGUCUGACCUGUGCGACAUCCCAGCAUGUGAUUCAAAGGAUUCCAAGGAGAAGAACAAAAUGGAAAUCCUGUACAUACUGGUGCCUAGUGUUGCCAUCCCCCUGGCCAUUGCUUUGCUCUUCUUCUUCAUUUGUGUCUGUCGCAAUAACCAGAAGUCAUCGUCACCGCCUGUCCAGAGGCAGCCAAAACACGUCAGAGGUCAAAAUGUGGAGAUGUCAAUGUUGAAUGCAUAUAAACCCAAGAGCAAGGCUAAAGAGCUGCCUCUUUCUGCUGUACGUUUUAUGGAAGAAUUGGGUGAAUGUGCCUUUGGAAAGAUCUAUAAGGGCCAUCUCUAUCUCCCAGGCAUGGACCAUGCUCAGUUAGUUGCUAUAAAGACCUUGAAAGAGUAUAACAACCCCCAGCAAUGGACAGAAUUUCAACAGGAAGCCUCCCUGAUGGCCGAACUACACCACCCCAAUAUUGUCUGCCUUCUAGGGGCUGUCACUCAGGAACAACCUGUGUGUAUGCUUUUUGAGUAUAUGAAUCAGGGGGAUCUCCACGAGUUCCUCAUCAUGCGGUCCCCACAUUCAGAUGUUGGCUGUAGCAGUGAUGAAGAUGGGACUGUAAAAUCCAGCCUGGAUCAUGGAGAUUUUCUACACAUUGCAAUUCAGAUUGCAGCCGGCAUGGAAUACCUGUCUAGUCACUUCUUUGUCCAUAAGGACCUCGCAGCUCGCAAUAUUUUAAUCGGAGAGCAACUUCACGUAAAGAUUUCAGACCUUGGGCUUUCCAGAGAAAUAUACUCCGCUGAUUACUACAGGGUGCAGAGUAAGUCUUUGCUGCCCAUUCGCUGGAUGCCCCCUGAAGCCAUCAUGUAUGGCAAAUUCUCUUCUGAUUCAGAUAUCUGGUCUUUUGGGGUUGUCUUGUGGGAGAUUUUCAGUUUUGGACUCCAGCCAUAUUAUGGAUUUAGUAACCAGGAAGUGAUCGAAAUGGUGAGAAAACGACAGCUGUUACCAUGCUCCGAAGACUGCCCCCCAAGAAUGUACAACCUCAUGACAGAGUGUUGGAAUGAGAUUCCUUCCAGGAGACCAAGAUUUAAAGACAUUCACGUCCGGCUUCGGUCCUGGGAGGGACUCUCAAGUCAUACCAGCUCUACUACUCCUUCCGGCGGAAAUGCCACCACGCAGACAACCUCCCUUAGUGCCAGCCCAGUGAGUAAUCUCAGUAACCCCAGAUAUCCCAAUUACAUGUUCCCGAGCCAGGGUAUUACACCACAGGGCCAGAUUGCUGGUUUCAUCAGCCCACCAAUACCUCAGAACCAGCGAUUCAUCCCCAUCAAUGGAUACCCAAUACCUCCUGGAUAUGCAGCGUUUCCAGCUGCCCACUAUCAGCCAACAGGUCCUCCCAGAGUGAUUCAGCACUGCCCACCUCCCAAGAGUCGGUCCCCGAGCAGUGCCAGUGGGUCGACUAGUACUGGUCAUGUGACCAGCCUGCCUUCAUCAGGAUCAAAUCAGGAGGCAAAUAUUCCCUUACUACCACACAUGUCGAUUCCGAAUCAUCCCGGUGGAAUGGGUAUCACCGUUUUUGGCAACAAAUCUCAAAAACCCUACAAAAUAGACUCAAAGCAACCAUCUUUGCUAGGAGACUCCAACAUUCAUGGACACACCGAAUCUAUGAUCUCUGCAGAACUGUAAAAUGCACAACUUUUGUAAAUGUGGUAUACAGGAAAAACUAGAAAGUCGUAGAAAAGAUUUAUAUUCAAAUGUUUUUAUUAAAGUAAGGUUCUCAUGUAGCAGACAUUGCAACAAGUAUCUUCUGUGAAGUUUAACUGUGUCUUACCAACCAGGGCAAACUCCAGCCAGAAAAAAAACAUUGUGGGAUUAACACUCCAUCAGGGUGUAGGCCAUGCCACUGGGAUUGGUACAUUUGGUUUCAAGUACUGAAAACUGCAAACCAGUGAAGAGGAAAUGAACCUUAUGACUUAAGUAUCAAACCAAAAAGGAAAGUCAAACGGUGCUUUGUGUAUUCACCUUUGGCUGCCAUGACUGUUCUCUCCCCAAAAU